AUGGCAAUCAUCAGUUUGUCUCUCAAAGGUACUUGUAAUGCAUGCGGAAAGAAUCCACCGUGUUGGAACAACGCCAUUUGUCAGUCAGGUUUUACAGACAAGGGAUGUAAAUGCUUUUGUAAUCCUGGAUUUCAAGGCGAACACUGCGAAGUUUCCAAGAACUGUGCUGACACUUACAAAGCUGGAGAAAGGGAAAGCGGUGUUUACAAGAUCAACCCAGAUAGUGCAGGGAUCAUUAAAGUGUUUUGUGACCAAAUAACAGCUGGAGGAGGGUGGUUAGUGUUCCAGAAGAGACUGAACGGCUCGGUGGAUUUCUUUGUAGGCUGGAACCAGUACAAACGUGGCUUUGGAAAUCUGAAUGGUGAAUUUUGGCUCGGGCUUGACAAUAUACACCAUCUGACUAGCCGUGAAGAGUACAAACUUCGUGUUGAUCUGGAAGACUAUGAAGGGAACACCUAUUACGCUGAAUACGAUUCCUUUAAAGUAGCGAGUGAGGGAGGGAAAUACAGAUUGAGCCUGGGAGGUUACACAGGAAAUGCUGGAGAUUAUCUGACUUACCAUAAUGGCCAUAAAUUCUCUACAAAGGAUCAGGAUAACGACCCAUCUCCCAUUAACUGUGCCGCGCAACCGGAUGUGCAAGGAGCCUGGUGGUUCGAUGACUGUAGACUCAGCAACCUGAAUGGUGCCUAUUCGAACGAAGAGGGCCAGGGACCUUGGUUAUGGGGUGGCAUUCACCCAAUUAAGAGGAUUGAAAUGAAGAUCAGACCGACAGAUUUGUUUAAACCGAUGGAUUGA
Messenger RNA from Orbicella faveolata, 795 nucleotides. RefSeq lists its product as uncharacterized. Lineage: Eukaryota; Metazoa; Cnidaria; Anthozoa; Scleractinia; Merulinidae. The record is from RefSeq and is a predicted model, not a curated record.